Helobdella robusta is the source of this 930-nucleotide messenger RNA. RefSeq lists its product as hypothetical. NCBI's taxonomy places the organism in Eukaryota, Metazoa, Annelida, Clitellata, Rhynchobdellida, Glossiphoniidae. The transcript has a single exon. The record is from RefSeq and is a predicted model, not a curated record. Gene Ontology annotation, molecular function: G protein-coupled receptor activity. The annotation marks the transcript as partial. Gene Ontology annotation, cellular component: membrane. Gene Ontology annotation, biological process: G protein-coupled receptor signaling pathway.
AUGGCACCAUUCAUGUUACUGGCCAUUUCCUUCUUCGGAAUACUCGGCAAUGGAUUGAUAAUACUCAUCAUUUUGAGUAAAUCCACCAUGCUCACCCUCCCAAACAUUUUCCUCCUCAGUGUGGCCAUUGGUGAUUUCCUCCUCGUCUGCGUCAGUCCACCACUCAGAUCGGUCGCCUACAUUUACAAUGAUUGGAGGUUCGGCAACACAAUGUGUGUCCUGCAGGAAUUCAUUAUUACACUGUCACAGGGAGUUUCAAUUUUUACGCUGACAGCGCUGGCCGGCGAUCGGUUUCGAGCCAUCGUCCUACCCAUGCGAUCUCUCGGCUGGGACUCAAAGAAGAAGACGGUUGUCAUCACAAUUGCCAUCUGGAUACUUGCGUUUGUUUUUGCGUUUCCAGAUAUCAUGACGAGCGGAAUUGAAGUGCACUCGUUCUACGAUCCAACCUCCUCUACAAAUAAAACUUUAACAUGGUGCAACACUUACCACGUGUUUCGGUACGGCUCAACGGAGUUCAACAGGUACACGUUGGUUAGGCGCAUCGUCAACUUAUUCGUUUAUUACAUCAUUCCUUUAACUCUGGUCACCUCAAUGUACGUCGCCAUCGCGAUUUCUCUGCGAAAGCCACCAGCAGGUGCUGCGAAUCUUCGUUUGGACGGCAACCUGACUAAGAGGCAUCUGGUGGCAAGAAAGCGGAUAGCCAAGAUAGUCAUCAUAUUGGUUCUCUGUUUCGUCAUCUGUUGGACACCUCGUCACAUAUUCAUCUUCACCACCAACUACUUAAACGUUGCAUACGAGAGUCGAAAAUCAUUCCAGCUGUUGGCUUUUUUGUUGUCGUUUGUUAAUUCCUGCAUCAACCCCCCCGUCCUCUACAUGAUGAGUUCGGAUUUCAAACGACACUUCAACUACUACUUCAGUGGCGCCUGUUGU